AUGUUGCGUGAGAACCCCGACCCGCACCGGAAGAGCUUGGUGGGGCCCACAUAUAGGGUGACCAUUAUUAUGCUCUUCAUCGGACAGCUUCAGGUAUCGGUGGCCAUGGAGAUCAAGGCUCUAAAGGAAUUUCUGGCGGAACGCUACUACCUCAGUCUGGUCCUGUUUCUGGUCAGCUUCCUGUCCAUCCAGCUUUACGGCUUCUUCUACAACCUUAUCGUAAAGCAACCCAUGUGGAUACGGAUUCUGGCGGGCUUCUGGACGUACGAGGUGAACACCUUGUCGAUCAUGAAGCCCGCCAAACGAGCCCCGUAUGUAAGCCUCAUUCUGUCCUUCUUCCUCACCCUCCUUAUGAUGAUCAUCAGUGUUAUAUACGGCAACAAGGCAGUGCAUCACAGAAGGGGCCUAUAUAUCUCCCGCAGCAAGGUAAUCCUGUGGAGCGAACGGCUAUAUGUGCUCACCUGUUUCGGCAUCAUCGUGUGCGCCGAAAUGAGGAGGGUUACCAUCGAGUUUUCUACCCUGUUUAUAUACACCACAAUGUCAAACGUGUUCGUCAUAAUUUUCGCCGCCUCGAUGCGAAGACCAAACUUUUAUCAUUACGAUUGUAAUGGGGAUUAUAUACUGAUCGGCCAGCUGUACUACCUCAAUUUCUUCGCGCUGUACAUGGGCUAUGUAUAUACGGUGGCAUCGUUUAUCGAGCUGAUGGGCUGGAACGUGACCGUUAAGUCAAUCAUCGAGGACCUAUUUGUCCGGAAAGUCACAGAUUGA
Messenger RNA from Drosophila elegans, 768 nucleotides. RefSeq lists its product as uncharacterized. The transcript has 5 exons. The coding region runs from base 1 to 768 and encodes 255 amino acids. The record is from RefSeq and is a predicted model, not a curated record. NCBI's taxonomy places the organism in Eukaryota, Metazoa, Arthropoda, Insecta, Diptera, Drosophilidae.